This is a messenger RNA of Asparagus officinalis (garden asparagus), 1553 nucleotides long. Its product is annotated as chromatin assembly factor 1 subunit A-B-like. The record is from RefSeq and is a predicted model, not a curated record. Lineage: Eukaryota; Viridiplantae; Streptophyta; Magnoliopsida; Asparagales; Asparagaceae. Gene Ontology annotation, molecular function: protein binding.
UAUUUACAUAAAUCUCGUCUCCAUCAAGCCUCUUCGUUUUCUUCCAUCCCCAUCGAUCUCGAUCUCGAUCUCGCGCUUCAAUGGCGGGCCUCUCUCUACAAUGCGGAGACUGUGGGGCCUUACUGAAAGCCGUCCGACGAGGUCAAUCGCACGCUGAGCUCACAUCUCACACCAAUUUCUCUGAAUCCACCGAAGCCGUGCUCAAUCUCGUUUGCACUACUUGUGGAAAGCCCUGCAGAUCGAAAACGGAAAUGGAUCUGCAUACGAAGAGGACUGGCCAUGGGGAUUUUACUGAUAAGACGAUGGAGACAGCGAAACCGAUUGAAUUGGAGGCGCCCAAAGCGGCGGAUGCCGUUGAGGAGAGUCCUGGUGGUGCUGAGAGUAGCGAUCUGUCUCAAGAGAUGGUUGUCCCAGAUGUUGAUAAAAGUCUGUUUGAACAACUCGAAUCUAUGGGCUUUCCGCCUGCACGUGCAACAAGAGCGCUUCAUUAUUCUGGUAAUAGCAGCAUUGAGGCAGCUAUAAAUUGGGUUGCAGAGCAUGAGGAUGACCCAGAUAUUGAUCAGAUGCCUCUGGUGCCUGUUAAUGAUAAAAAGGAAGCUAGCAAACCUUCUCUAACGCCGGAAGAAGUAAAGAAGAAAGCACAGGAACUAAGGGAACGUGCUCGCAAGAAGAAAGAAGAAGAAGAGAAGAGAAUGGAAAGAGAAAGAGAAAAGGAAAGAAUACGCAUUGGUAAAGAGCUUUUAGAAGCCAAACGAAUGGAGGAAGAAAAUGAAAGAAAACGAAUAAUGGCACUGAGAAAGGCAGAGAAAGAGGAAGAGAAGAGGGCGAGAGAGAAAAUUCGUCAGAAGUUGGAGGAGGACAAGGCCGAGAGAAGGCGGAAACUCGGGUUACCUCCUGAAGAACCUUCAGCUCCUAAACCUGCCUCCCCUGUGCCGGAGAAAAAGAGUGCAUUUUUACCAGUCAGACCUGCUACAAAGGCGGAGCGCAUGAGAGACUGUUUACGAUCACUCAAGCAAACGCACAAGGAUGACGAUGCUAAAGUAAAGAGAGCGUUCCAAACACUUCUUACUUAUAUCGGAAAUGUUGCGAGAAACCCAGAUGAGGAGAAAUUUAGGAAGAUUAGACUCAACAAUCAAACUUUCCAGGAUAGGGUUGGCAGCGUUCGAGGGGGCAUCGAGUUUCUAGAGAUAUGUGGAUUUGAGAAACAAGAGGGCGACGAGUUUUUGUUUCUGGCGAGAGAGAAGAUCGACAUGGCUGUUUUGAACUCUGCAGGAUCUGAACUCAACUCGGCCAUUGCCAACCCGUUCUUUGGUGUUCUUUAAAGCCAUAAAGAUUACUGUUGAUUUCAGUAAUGGAUAUUGGCAGAAAGGUCAAUAUUAGUACAACACAUGUGGAACAGUGGGGGAAAAACAUAUCUUUUGACUGUAGUGUAUGUCACAUAAACUCCGAAAGUUGCGCAUUAUUAUUAUUAUUAUUUUCUGUUUCAAAAAAUGACCAUGUUAAAUGACUUUAUGUGCCGAGGGUUGGAAGUCCUUAUUGCUUUUUUAUUUUUA